AUGCAAUCUCUGGCCAAUUUCAAUUGUCGCACCACGUGCAAACAUCGUGAAUGUCAACGUCACGCCAAUUUGGGUGUUAUCGAUCAAAAUCUAGAAUGUGAAUGUGUUCGCGACGAUUUAAAUGUUUCCUCGAUGUUUUUGGAAAAUCUCAUUGAUAUCUCUCAUAGCUUGGCCCAAAUAAUGAUUCUAUGUGGUAUACACGAAUGUAAAGCCAAAACAUCUGUGGAUAUAAUCACCUAUUCGUUCCUCCACUACGAUUUGGUCUGCUACUGUCUAGAUGCCAAGCCGACAAAACGUUUACGCAAGGAGGAUAUUUUUCAUGAAUUGGGUCGAAAGUGUCUUAUGAAUCGGGUGGAGGCCCACUUGGCCUAUACAAUAAUAAAACGUGGCUUUAAGGCAUUCUACUAUCGGCCACAUGACGAGAAAUCCGAGAAACCUUCAUUCUCCGAAGAAUGUCUUUAUGUUCAUGCGGCAAAGAAAACAGCAGAAUCCUAUGCCCAAUUCGAUGGUUUGAGUUGUGAUGAACAACGCGGGGUGGAGGCCAAAAUUAAGGUGAUCUAUAAGAAAUUCUACGAUCGCAUGCAAUCACGAAAAGCCAAACCCGUUAGUGGAGAAUGUAAUUGUUGUUUCUGUACUAAGAAUCGUGGUCAUUUGAUUUACACCAAACCACCACCAUGCUCGGUGCAGAAACAACAGAAAGAUUCCCCUAAAAAGCCUCACUCCUGCCCCCAUUGCUGUAAACGUAAGACGGUACGUAAAUUUAUCCAUGGCAAAGCGAUACAGGCCACAUGUCCCGUCUGUCAUCGUUCACGUAAAUUCUGCUCCUGUGCCAAAUAUGAUUUUCGAAUUGAAUGGGUCAACAGUAUAUGGGAUAGACCUGAUAUGCAUCUUUAUUAUGAAGAGAAUAUUGCCAAGGUGCCGCAGAAGCCAUUGGGUGGAUGUAGACCUCAGGGUUCGGAUCAUGAUCAUGAGGAAGAUGUUGGAGAUACUGUGGAAGCCGAUGAAGUUGUUGUCGACGAAGAUCAAGAUUUGAAUGAGGAUGAAGGUCAGAUUGUUGAAGGUGAACAAAACAAUGAAGAAGCGGAGGAUGCUUAG
Musca vetustissima is the source of this 1095-nucleotide messenger RNA. RefSeq lists its product as uncharacterized. Bases 1 to 1095 code for a protein of 364 amino acids. The record is from RefSeq and is a predicted model, not a curated record. Lineage: Eukaryota; Metazoa; Arthropoda; Insecta; Diptera; Muscidae. The transcript has a single exon.